Messenger RNA from Poecilia latipinna (sailfin molly), 2116 nucleotides. RefSeq names its product endoplasmic reticulum-Golgi intermediate compartment protein 2-like. The transcript is spliced from 14 exons. The record is from RefSeq and is a predicted model, not a curated record. Gene Ontology annotation, biological process: endoplasmic reticulum to Golgi vesicle-mediated transport; retrograde vesicle-mediated transport, Golgi to endoplasmic reticulum. Lineage: Eukaryota; Metazoa; Chordata; Actinopteri; Cyprinodontiformes; Poeciliidae. Gene Ontology annotation, cellular component: endoplasmic reticulum; membrane; COPII-coated ER to Golgi transport vesicle. The coding region runs from base 198 to 1325 and encodes 375 amino acids.
ACGUCAUCACGUAACGGUGUAACAGACACCCGCUGCCCGCUUCGCCUCUUGCGGUUUAACAUCCUUCGAUAUGUUGCGUUUAAAACAACCAAAUGCGUUUCAAACGUGACUCUCCUGGUCGCCACGGAAACUCGGGGUUGAUUUUAAAACCGACCGGAUGAUAAAACAGGAUUUGGAAAGCCAUCCUGACCGCUAAGAUGAGGCGUCUGUCCAGAAGAAAAGCCCUGAGUCUGGUGAAGGAGCUGGACGCCUUCCCCAAAGUGGCAGACAGCUACGUGGAAACGUCUGCGUCCGGGGGGACCGUGUCCAUCAUAGCAUUCAGCGCCAUGGCGGUUCUGGCCAUAUUGGAGUUCUUUGUGUACCGAGACACUUGGAUGAAAUAUGACUAUGAAGUUGACAAUGAUUUUUCCAGUAAGCUAAGGAUAAAUGUGGACGUCACAGUAGCAAUGAAAUGCCAGCAUGUGGGAGCAGACAUCUUGGAUCUGGCAGAAACAAUGAUCACAUCCAACGGCCUGCAGUACGAACCUGUUAUUUUUGAAUUAUCCCCACAACAGAGGCUGUGGCAAAGGACGCUGCGUCUCCUUCAGAGCAGGCUGAGGGAGGAGCACGCUCUGCAGGAGGUUCUGUACAAAACGCUGCUGAAGGGAGCGCCCACCGCUCUGCCGCCGCGGGAGGACGCACCCAACGAGCCGCUCAACGCCUGCAGGAUUCACGGACACGCUUACGUCAAUAAGGUGGCAGGAAACCUACACAUCACAGUCGGAAAGCCGAUUCACCAUCCGCAGGGCCACGCUCACAUCGCUGCUUUUGUGAGUCACGAGGCGUACAACUUCUCCCAUCGAAUUGACCAUUUAUCUUUUGGCGAAGAGGUUCCAGGCAUAAUCAAUCCUCUGGACGGCACCGAGAAAAUCACCUACAACAAUAACCAGAUGUACCAGUACUUCAUCACAGUGGUUCCCACCAAGCUGAACACACACCUGAUCUCCGCAGACACACACCAGUUCUCCGUGACGGAGCGACGGGUGAUCAACCACGCGGCGGGCAGCCAUGGCGUCUCGGGGAUCUUCGUGAAGUACGACACCAGCUCCCUGAUGGUGACGGUGAGCGAGCAGCACAUGGCGCUGGGACGCUUCCUGGUGCGGCUCUGCGGCAUCGUAGGCGGAAUCUUCUCCACCACAGGCAUGCUUCACAACCUGGUCGGGUUCUGCUUCGACAUCGUCUGCUGUCGCUUUAGGGUCGGCGCCUACAGACCCAGACAGGAGCUGCAGCUGAAUCACCUGAACCACCACCAAGCUCCUCUUCUGGUGGGAAACGCUCCGCUCUAGUCUCACUGCGAUCUAAAGACCGUCAUCUCUGGAAGAUGUUUGUUUCAGUAAAAUUCAUAUCCUUCAUUGCACUGUAGGUUAAAUAUCCCCCCAGUAAAUGCUUUAAUUGUGUUUUAGUGACUGUAAAUUUGAGUUUUAAUUGGUUAAAAUGUCGUAUGAUUUGUUAUUUAACAGAUUAAAAGAAUGCAAACAAAAAUCUUUUUUUUUUUUUUUAAAUAGAGAUAAUCCCUUAAAAUGUAAAAGUAUCAACCAGCAGGAGAAUAUUUUCCUGAAAAAGCAACAGACAGCAGCACAGAUGCGCUUUUUUAUCCUCUUUAUUUCAGUUUUGCCAAGCAGACUGAAUCUCGUUAGAGCGGGGAACACAGGUGGUCAAACAAUUUGCAAAAAUGACACCAGUGAGAAUAAGAUGUUCUCGGUCAUGUGUUGCCGUUUGCGCCGGCAGAACGUCGCGUUUUGAGUGAACAAAGACAGUGCUGUUACCAAACGGACAAACAUGGAUGACGGCAUGAAGAUAGCCCUGUAGCUCUUUGGGGACAACCUGACAAAACCGAUUCAUCACGCAGUCCGAGCGCGAACCGACGCACACACACAACAAAACCAGAGUUUUGCAUAAACAUUUAGUUUCUUCCCUUUUUCUCCCAUGAAAUCUCAUUCAGUUUGAAAGCAGACAACAGCGGCCGCCUCAGACUUCACGUUAAAUACUUGUUGUAGUUAGAGGGAAGCUCUGUGGUCCUGUGAAUACAGCAGUGAUUCAACAAAUACAAGUUUUUGGUAACUAAAGUUUUCUUCUU